Messenger RNA from Necator americanus (New World hookworm), 297 nucleotides. RefSeq lists its product as uncharacterized. The coding region runs from base 1 to 297 and encodes 98 amino acids. The transcript has a single exon. NCBI's taxonomy places the organism in Eukaryota, Metazoa, Nematoda, Chromadorea, Rhabditida, Ancylostomatidae. The record is from RefSeq and is a predicted model, not a curated record.
AUGUCUAUGUGUGGCACAUCUACAGUAGGGAUUUUCGUUAAAGCCAAAAGCAAAAUAAACUCUGUUAACUGCAAACUUACGCCCCCCAUACGUCCCCGUGGGUUCCGCAUAGAAACGUUGCCUCUUGGUGGAGUUAGGGAGCUCGUAGAAGUGUUCGAUUCUGUAGCCGACAAAGAAUUUCGGAUCUCUUAUCAGGAGAUCGUCCUCCAGAAGGAACUGAUUCUUUGCGAUAGGUGCAUAGAAGUCGGACCCUCCUCAGAUGAAGGUGGUCUAGCUCAUGGGGUGCAGCUCAAGUAA